Molecule: messenger RNA, 2095 nt
Organism: Zophobas morio
Lineage: Eukaryota; Metazoa; Arthropoda; Insecta; Coleoptera; Tenebrionidae
Exons: 10
Coding region: 37-2037 (666 amino acids)
Cellular component (GO): membrane
Molecular function (GO): phosphatidylinositol bisphosphate binding
Source: RefSeq, a predicted model, not a curated record
UGCCGUCACAAGUGAUUUUGACGUCAGAACUGAAUCAUGUACAGCUCGAACAUUACCGAAAGAGCAAAAAAGAACUUUUACGAAUCAUUCGGACGAACCGAGGAAAGGGUGGACGAUGACGUCAACACAAUCAAAGAGUGGAUGAAAUCGCAGCCGCACCUUCCAGAAUUAAUCGAGAACGUCAAAAUCAAAAACUUCCUCAACUUAAAUAAAUUCAGCUUGGAGAAAACGAAAGAGAAGAUUGACAUGUACUACACCAUUCGUUCCAUAAUUCCGGAAUUUUUCCAAGAGAGUAACCCCAAAUCUGAGCUUAUACAACGAGUGUUUCGUGAAAUGUACCUGGCGGUGUUCCCGGUUCCUGUAGACGACCACAGUCGGGUUUAUUUAGCAAAGGGAAAGCACAUGGGUUCCACGAACCCACCAGAGUUGACAAGUCUUUGGUACGACGUUUACGAAGUGAGACUGUACGAAGACUUCAUGGUCGACGACAUUCUCGUUUUUGACGUGAGCACUUUCACUGUGAACGACACCAAAAAGCUCACCCCGAUUUUUCUCUCCAAGUUUUUCAAUAUUUACAAGAAAGUGUAUUCGAUUCGGAUGAAGAAGAUGAUUUGCAUUAAUUGUCCCACUUUCUUUUCGGUUGUUGGUACUGUCAUAAAAACUGUUCUUCCAGCUAAACUUUUUGACAGGGUGGAGUUCUGUCCAGACGAUUCCGCUUUGAAGAAGUUAUUGCCGAAAGAAGUACUACCGAAGGACUAUGGAGGCGAAGGACCCUCACUGGAAGAGAUGAAUGAAAAGUUGAAAAUGAAGCUUUCCGAGUACCAAGAGCGGUUUGACAAGCUAGAUACGCUGAGAGUUGAUGAAAAACUUCGCCCGGAGAAGCUGAACAACGACGAAGUUUUGGGAUACUAUGGGAGUUUCAGGCAAAUCAGUGUGGACUUUACAGCCUUCGGCAUUUUAAUCAGUACUAAAAAUUAUUUUAACCUUGACCACACCAUUAAAACAGACAAGAUUACGAUUUAUUAUUUCUUAAAGAAAAACUUGUAUAACAGGAUGAAGUAUAAAUUUACAUAUAAAAUUAAGUACGCCGCGUUUGGCAUCACACAUGCUCUCAACUCUCUAACUUUAACCAUGUUCAGCUUGAAGAUAACUGACGAAGCGAAAAAAAACUUCUACGAAUCGUUUGGAAGAACCGAAGAAAGUGUGGACGAUGACGUCACCAUUAUCAAAGAGUGGAUGAAAACGCAGCCUCACCUCCCCGAACUAAUGGAGGACGUCAAAAUCAAAAACUUCCUCAGCUUAAACAAAUUCAGUCUGGAAAAAACUAAAGAGAAGAUCGACAUGUACUACACCAUCCGGGCCCUAAUUCCCGAUUUCUUCGCAGAGAGCAACCCCAAGUCCGACUUAAUCCGACGAGUCUUCGACCAAAUGUACAUGGCGAUUUUCCCGACUCUGGUCGAUGGGGUCACCCGUGUUUACCUAGCCAAAGGUAAGUCUCCCAGUUCCAUGCACCCCUUCGAACUCACCAACCUCUGGUACGACGUGUACGAACUCCGACUAUCCGAAGACUUCAUGAUCGACGAAAUCCUCAUUUUCGACGUGGACUCCUUCGCCCUCAACGACGUGAAGAAACUCACUCCGAUGUACAUGUCAAAAUUUUUCGCCGUUUAUAAGAAAGUCUACGCGAUUCGGAUGAAGAAACUCAUCAUCAUGAACUGCCCCAGCUUCUUUUCCGUUAUUGCGACGAUUUUAAAAGCAGUUUUGCCGCCUAAGCUGUUUGAGAGGGUGGAGUUUUGUCCGGAUGAUUCCGCUGUGAAGAGGUUGUUUCCGAAAAAGGUGCUUCCGAAAGAUUACGGGGGCGAAGGACCUAGUUUGGAAGAAAUGAACGAAAUGUUGAAGGCGAAGCUCGCUGAGCACCAAGACAGGUUUGACAAGUUGGACGCAAUGAGGGUCGAUGAAAGACUGCGUCCCGAGAAGCUCAGCAAUGAUGACAUUUUGGGGUACUACGGGAGUUUCAAGAAACUGGAUGUAGAUUAAGUAUGUUACAAGCUGUUAGGUGAUUAUUCCAUACUCAAAUAAAGUGUUGUUGAUGUUA